This is a messenger RNA of Jaminaea rosea, 4004 nucleotides long. RefSeq lists its product as hypothetical. NCBI's taxonomy places the organism in Eukaryota, Fungi, Basidiomycota, Exobasidiomycetes, Microstromatales. The record is from RefSeq and is a predicted model, not a curated record. The transcript is spliced from 2 exons. Bases 167 to 3970 code for a protein of 1267 amino acids. Gene Ontology annotation, cellular component: IRE1-TRAF2-ASK1 complex. Gene Ontology annotation, biological process: IRE1-mediated unfolded protein response; mRNA processing; protein phosphorylation. Gene Ontology annotation, molecular function: RNA endonuclease activity; protein serine/threonine kinase activity; ATP binding.
CGUUCUCGUUCGUCGCCGAAGCAACAAGGGCAAAAGCAAACCGCCGUCCCUCUCACUCUCUUGCUUUGCUCCUCCCUUCAAGCUACCAUGAUCAUUCUCUCGACCAAGGUGUACGACCGCACAUAGUCGAUCAUCUGCCCCCAUGUCGAGGAGCACGCAGCAAGGCAUGCAGAGCAGCGAGGGUCUGCCUCGCCUCCUCCAACUAGCUUGCUUUCUCGUCGUCCUUAUAACAGCAUUCACCUCGACGCAGUCAUUGGCUCAGUCAAAUUCAAGGCAAGCGUCGGCAAGAGCGCUUCAGCAUCGAUCAUCGCCCCCAACCCAUCCGCGGGCGAGCGUAUCGAGCUUGGAUGCUCCAUCAGCUAUCGACAACCUCUAUCUAGCAGACCUAGUCAUCCUAUCAGCCAUUGAUGGAUCGCUGACAGCAGUAGACAGGACAAGCGGCAAGACGCAAUGGAUUUUGGAUGGCUCGUCCAUCUCUCUGCCUCCCCUCGUCAGUUCCCACUACGGCAAGAGGCGGUCGUCCCUCGCACGCAUCCUGUCAUCUCCUCUGAGAGAGAGCGAAGGGAUCACAGGCGGCGAUGACGAAGAAUACGAGGAGGCCAAUGUGCCCAUCGAUGGCUUGCCUCCUCAGACACGACAUCUCCUCAACGUCGCCGGGAUGUACGUCGUAGAGCCUGGAUCCUCUGGUCGCCUCUACCUCCUCACAGCAGAUGAGGGGCGCCAUCGCAACGACGACCACAGUAACGCCCAUGGCGGCCAAAACGAGGGCAAGCGACCGAGCAAAGCUCGCCUUCAGCGCCUCCCUCUCACGCUCCCACAACUUGUCGGCCUGUCCCCGUUCACCUUCCCCGGCGACCGAGGUCGAGUCUUCACGGGGACUAAACGCACACGCCUUCUUCGCAUCGACGUCAUCACUGGUCAACUUGACAUAUCUUGGGAGGCAGAUGGCAGCGAGAUGAUGGACCCAAUCAGCAAUGAGCAAGGCGCCGCUGGACGGGACUAUCGAUGGACCUAUCUGGCUCGGACCGACUACACGCUUUCCAUCUCUCUGCCAAGACGACCUCAUCUCAGCCAGACGCUGCAGUACUCAACUUAUUCUCCUCAGUCUGCCGACGCAGACGUGGCCGCUCGAUGGGUUGAGUCGCACGAGUCGCUGGGCACGGGCGCUCCGCCCAAGCAGGGCGUGACGAUUUUGCCAGCGGGGUUGGACCGAGAAGGUAGAGCGGCCAAAGUCACCGCCUGGAACACCACCAUGGAAGGCAAACGACAGAGCUGGACGGCAAGCAUCAACAGCCAAGUUGUCGACGUCUUUGAUGUCCUCUUGCCCGAUCCCCAGACACCGCUUCCCGUCCAUCCUCAUCCCAUUGUGGUGCCUCACCCGCCCUUUGCCCGUGCUGAGGGUUUCGAGGGCUACGAAGGAGAGGAAGACGACGAUGACCUUCUAGAUCUUGACGAUGAGACGCUGCUUACCCUCUCACCGGAGACCGGCUCCCUUUACGCCAUGUCCUCGCAAAGGUUCCCUGGCGUGCUCCGCGACAUCAAGCCAGCUAUCGCGGGAUUGGAUGAAGGGCAGAGAGCAGAACGGGGUCUCAUCCCAGGCUCAGAUCACCAGCCGAUGCAAUGUCGCACUUUCGGUUGUUGGAUGGGCCGCUACCGCGUAGAAGAUGUGGACGUAGAGCAAAGGCAGGCGCUGGACAAGUACGGCCUGCCUGGCGGGUCGAGGAGAACCCCGCUCGAGAUCUCGGACAGGGCUGCCAACCCUGAUCAUCAGACACAGAGAGAUCAGCAAGCCGCUGAGCCCUCACCGUCAAUACUGGAGAGGAUCACGCCCGCACGCGUGCCCUCCAAGAAGACGAUCUUGACACAGGUGGUUGCCGUAGCCGUCAUUGCAGUUCUGACGCUCGCGGUGCGGCGAGGUCUGGUCGAGCAGCGUAGGAUACAGCAGGGCCGAAGUCAUGCAGCGAUCAGUCAGCUCGACUUGCAGUGGCAGUCUACCCUGCGAUCGAAUGACGAGGAGGGUUCAGGCGCGGUAGAGUCAAUCACGACAGCAGGGGAGGGCGCAGCGAGCAAGGUUGAAGAGAUCGUCGAGCGGACACCGCCAGCAGCCGUCACUGAGGCCGAGCGAGCAGCUCAGGCAGAUCAAGCCGCGGCGUCACUGCUCGCAGAGGAGAUUGGCGGCAAAGAAGCAGCAGCAGCAGCAGGUAAUACUACCGCCGACUCAGCUGCAGCCGGCGUCAAGAAGAAGCGUCGCAAGCGCGGCAAGCGAUCAGGUGCGGCUGUAAGAGCGCGGCAAGGCACUGCUGGCGCCGACGAGGAGAGCGGGUCAGAAGGUGAAGGCGCAGCAGAUGGCGGAUUUGCAAAGCAAGUGCAAAGAAGUAACGGCGAAUCGACCUCGAUGGCGAAAAAUGGCUCUUCGUCGACCUUGUCCAACGGCUGGAUCCAAAUCGGACCCGGCUCGCAAUCAGCGCAGGACCAACUCGUGGCCCUCGCCAACUCGCAACCACAAGGCGAUGCGGCCGCCUCGGCCACCCCUGCGCUUCAGCUCAGCGACGAAGUCCUUGGAUACGGCUCAUCCGGCACAGUCGUGUUCAAAGGUCGAUUCCAGAACCGCCUCGUAGCAGUCAAGCGUCUACUGGUAGACUUCGUCCACCUAGCUUCACAGGAGAUCUCUCUCCUCGAGUCAGCAGACGAUCACCCUAAUGUCAUUCGCUACUUCUACAAGGAGCAGGUGGGCAAUUUCCUCUUCAUUGCUCUCGAGCUCUGCCCCGCUUCUCUUGGCGACCUCGUUGAAAAACCCGACGAGUGGCAGGAUUUGGCAGUUAGACUGGAGCCGAAGAGGGCUAUCAAGGAGGUGGCGGGUGGUUUGAGGCACCUGCAUGGCCUGAGCAUUGUUCAUCGGGAUAUCAAGCCGCAGAACAUCUUGGUUGCGUAUGCGAAUCCACACGCACCCAAGACUUCGCCGCUCAAGAUGCUUCUGUCCGACUUUGGGCUCAGCAAGCGGUUGGACUCCGUGGCGCAGAGUAGCUUUUCGCAGACGAUGCAUCAUCCGGGGGGCACGGCAGGAUGGCGAGCGCCGGAGAUCUUGAGGGGGGAUGUGAGCUUGGAGGAAGCGUCGGGGGGCAGUCAGUCGUCCAGCUUGACGGCUGCCCAGGCUACGAACAUGGCCAACGGCAGCAGUGCCAAUGGCUCGUCAUCACGCACUCGCCUGACCCGCGCAGUCGAUAUCUUUGCGCUCGGCUGCCUAUCCUACUAUCUCCUCACCUCAGGCGACCACCCCUUCGGCGCACGAUAUGAGCGGGAGGUGAACAUCAUGCGGAACCAGUCGAACCUCUCGCGCCUCGAAGCGUUUGGAGAGGAAGGGCACGAAGCCAGCCAUUUGAUCCGCAACAUGAUCCAGCCCGAGCCGACAGGCAGGCUGAGGGCGGUGCAGGUCCUUGCACACCCGUACUUUUGGGACUCGGCGAAGCGGUUGGGCUUCUUGCAGGAUGUGAGCGAUCGACUCGAGGUGAUUGAGAGGGAGAAGGCGGCGACCGGAUCACAGGGUGCCGCGGCAGCUGCAGCGGCCGCGGCCUCCUCAUCAGCACUCGCUCCGCCUCCGCCACCGGACGACGCCGAGUCCUCGCUCCUGCUCCGUCAACUGGAAUCGUCCUCUCGCCUCGUCACGGAAGGCGGCGACUGGACGCGCAAAGUAGACAAAGCAUUCAUGGACGACCUAGGCAAGUGGCGCAAAUACCACGGCUCUUCCGUCCGCGACCUCCUUCGCGCCUUGCGCAAUAAGAAACAUCACUACCAGGACAUGCCACCUGCCCUCAGGAGAAGCAUGGGCGCUAUGCCUGAAGGAUUUCUGGGGUAUUUUACGAGGAGGUUCCCGAAACUGUUCUUGCAUGUGUAUGAAGUGGUCGAGAAGUGCGACUUUGUUAAGAGCGAGAGCGCAUUUAGGACUUACUUUGCAGAUCAGGAGCAGAUGUAGGCGUAGGCGAGGAGGCCUGUGGCAGGCUCGGGGC